AUGGUAGGCGGAACGAUGGUACCGGCACUGGUAGCUGUGCAGGUGGUGGCGGAGCGUUGCUGGCGAGCCGCAGCGGCGUCGGCACCUGCCUUCCGGGCGGUAGCAAUGAUCUCGCGAGCCAGGUUGGCUGUUGCGUCAGGACCCUUCGGCGCAAACGGAGAACGCCCAAUAGCGCUAAGUUUUCGGAUCAGCGAGAUCAAUAACAGAGAUGUCCGCAACUACCUUGUCGCUUACCUGUCCUCCUGGCUGAUCAAUGGCUGCAAAACCGAGGUCAUCUCUUCCACAGAUGACUCGUUGUCGGAGCCGGCCGCGUCCAAAGCCGAUCAAGUCUGCCCUGCCGUCCCAUCCAUAGGGUUAAACUUCCCAUCGAGCAGUCCGAUCGGUCAUCAAGGCCUUGAAAGCGCUGAGAGCUUCCACAUCUGCGGACCUGGCGGAUCGCCACAGGAACGGUUUGAUCAGGCCGCCGGUAUAGCCUGUCAGCUCCGAGUAUUCCUCCUCGUUGUAGUUGAUGGUCGACGACAUUCCGUAGAAAAUGGCGGGUCUGCGUUUUACGCCUCAUAUCGGCGUACUGUCCAAGGCUCAUUUGUCGCGCGGCUCACCGAGGGGCGCGCAUUUGCAAGUGAUAGAAAGGGGAAGAUCGUGAACGGAGUCCUUGCGCUAUACGUUUCGCCCCGCUGUAGUAUGUACUGCCAGUUGGACACUGAGCCGACCGUACAUAAUGCCUCCUACCCAAUGUCUUCCGCGAGAUUGCGAGGUCGCCAAAGUGGGUUGAUUUUCGUGCUGCACUAUGUAGUAUAUGUAAAGUCAUUCUGCCUGAUCUGCGUCGUAGCUCUGACACGCACUGGUUCUGUGGCUCUGAAUUGA
Dioszegia hungarica is the source of this 864-nucleotide messenger RNA. RefSeq lists its product as uncharacterized. Bases 1 to 864 code for a protein of 287 amino acids. The record is from RefSeq and is a predicted model, not a curated record. NCBI's taxonomy places the organism in Eukaryota, Fungi, Basidiomycota, Tremellomycetes, Tremellales, Bulleribasidiaceae. The transcript has 5 exons.